AAGAGUCUUGCAGUAUCUGAAUUUCAUAUAAUUUAUUAUAUAUUAAAUAAUAUUACGACAAGAAUCUAACUUUUGUGAAAAUCCUACCGAUGAUUCUUCCACAUAAGGAAAAUAAAGAAAUUAACCACACACAAAAUACAGAAACGAAAGAAAAAAUAUAUUCCAAAUGAAAAGCUAAUUCCUUAUCAGGGGUAUGUGGACCCAUAAUUUUAUAUUAUUGUAACAAACAAAUGAAAUACUUUUAUUUUUAUAUACAUAGCCAGGUGUAAUACGGGUUUUCUAAUAUUCUAGCACGCAAAUUCAAUAAUUUGCAUAUAGAAAUUUUAUAAUAUUCUUCAGUUUUUAUAUCCUUUCAGUUAAUCUCCAUAGAAAUUUACGGCAAUGCUAUUAUUAAACAAAGGAGUAUAGAUUAGAUGCAAGUGCUUAUUUAACAAAAACCAGCCGGUAUUUCUCUAUACCAAAUCCAAAACGGAAUAGUCAUAGAUUAGUCAAACAAAAAAAAAUUGCGGCAAUGCUUACGUCGCAAAUAUGACGAUAAAUUAUUUUCUUAACUCAAAUAUUAUUUAAACUACAUCUGGUUCCGAAUAAGAACAGUUGCUUUAAUUUUUUUGGAUUUGAGUUAUUCUUUGUGUCCAAAUGUGAUAUAUACAUUGGUGGAAAUUGAUGGAUAAGAUUCGUCCCUUUCGAGAAUUCUGGAAUUCUAAAUAUAACAUAUAAAUAAAUAUAAUCAUAAAAUAUUUAUCAGUCCUAUCUAAUAAAUAAUAUAUAUUUAUAAGAAUCUUGAAAUGACCUUUACUAACAUCUAUAUUAUAACCUUCUACACAGUUUCCUUCUACUCAGCAAAAUUAACAAGCUCAUUGUGAAGAGCAAUCAUAACAAAAAAUCCACACACGAAACCCUAGUUCGUAAACAUUUAUCAUCACAAUGUCUGGUGUGUGGGUGUUCAACAAGAAUGGAGUGAUGAGGCUGGUUGAGAAUCCUUACAACCAAUCCGGAGGAGAUUGGUCGGAAUCUUCCUCCUCAGGUGGUAGCCAGCAGCAGAGGAUGAGGAGGAAGAUUCUUGUCCAUCUUCCGACUAGCGAGGUUGUCUCUUCGUACAAAUCACUUGAGAGGAUCUUGAAGUGUCUUGGAUGGGAGAGGUACUACAAUGGAGACAACGCCGACCAUCUCCUCCAGUUCCACAAGAGAACAUCGAUUGAUCUCAUCUCUCUCCCUCGCGACUUCUCGAAGUUCAAUUCCAUUCAUAUGUAUGAUGUCGUCGUCAAGAACCCUAACGUCUUCCAUGUCCGAGACAUGUAGUAGCCGAUAUGAAAAUUAAAACUGGGUCAAUUUGAUUCUCCAGAUAUACUUGCAGGCGUUUGCUUUGCUUUAUUUACUGUUGUGGGUUUGUUCUGUGUUGGUCGAUGUAUGGUGGUCUCAAGCUAGAGCCAUUUUAAUAAAUUGUAUCAUUUUGUGAUUUGAAUGAGCUUGAGUCAUGUC
Molecule: messenger RNA, 1479 nt
Organism: Brassica napus (rape)
Lineage: Eukaryota; Viridiplantae; Streptophyta; Magnoliopsida; Brassicales; Brassicaceae
Product: flowering-promoting factor 1-like protein 1
Exons: 1
Coding region: 925-1299 (124 amino acids)
Biological process (GO): regulation of flower development; vegetative to reproductive phase transition of meristem
Source: RefSeq, a predicted model, not a curated record